Molecule: messenger RNA, 1254 nt
Organism: Brassica napus (rape)
Lineage: Eukaryota; Viridiplantae; Streptophyta; Magnoliopsida; Brassicales; Brassicaceae
Product: wall-associated receptor kinase-like 15
Exons: 3
Coding region: 118-1038 (306 amino acids)
Molecular function (GO): polysaccharide binding
Source: RefSeq, a predicted model, not a curated record
UGCAAGCAUUACAUAUUCCUCCUCUAGCAUUCACCUAUAUUAUUAGGUUAGUCACACACUCAAUUCAUAAGUACUACUCACAUUUCUAUCUCCCUCUAUCUCUGAAACAUCUAGCAAAUGGGUUUGAAGCACUCUUCUUCUUCUUCCUUUUUCUUCCUUAUCCUUUUCUUCUUAUUCCUUUCUUCUCAAGUCUCCUCACAAGCCUGCCUUAAAACAUGCGGCCAAAUACCCAUCAAAUACCCGCUUGGAACCGGGUCUGGUUGCGGUGACCCACGUUUCACACGUUACAUCAAGUGCGACCCAGACCAACAGACUUUAACGCUCACCACCCACACAGGCUGCUACCCUAUCACUUCCGUCGACUACGCCAAGCAAACCAUUUACGUCACGGACUCGUCGAUGUCCACGUGUGCAUGUACCCGACCCAGCCAAGGAUUCGGGUUGGACUGGGACGCGCCGUUUUCUUUCCACGACGACACCGUUUUUACGCUGCUGGACUGUUCUGUUGACGAAUCCCCUGUUUUCAAGCCGUUAAGUAACAGUACCGGACGUGUCUCUCUAUGUGACCGUCAAAGCUCCUCCAUUUGCAACUUCUUGUACUCUAAUUGCAGGGCGAUUAGUCUGAUCAACCUCCAAGAAUCAACUUGUUGCGUCUACGUACCUCUAGAUCUCGGACCAUCGUUUGAAAUGGAUCUACAGAAGCUCCGGUGCUCUUCUUACUCCGGUUUCUACAAUCUUGGUCCGGCCCAAGAAUCUCACCCUGAAAAUUGGAACUAUGGAAUCGCACUCAAGUACAAGUUCAACGUCUUCGAUGAGUACCCUGCCGUGUGUGGUGGCUGCGAGCGUAGUAACGGUGCUUGUGGGUACAACACUCAGACUAGCUCCUUCGUUUGUAAUUGUCCCGGUGGGAUCAAUACGACGUCAGAUUGUUUCUUCCUUUAUAACUCGGCUUCUAUUGUUCUUCCUUGGUUUUCAAGAGAAUGGGUGAUGUACCUUUUGGCAUGGGUGGUUCUUUGGACAGUGAUGAGUCUUCCUUGAAGGAGUUAAAGGCUUUCGCGUUAGUACGUACCAACUUGGGAGCAUCAAGGAUUAAUGGUUCUCGUAGAGAAAGCUUAAUGAAUGAAAUCUUUGCUUUUUCUUUCUAUAUUCUUUGUGAUAUCUUCAUGGUAUAAGAUUCUCUAUUGGUUCUCUGUGUUACUACUGUCUAUCAUAGAUGGAAUGGUUCGUAAAGAAAAAGAAAAUUCGUUUCACAUA